GGGUUUUGCUUUCACUGGCUCGCAAGUUUGACCGAUAGUCGAUUCUGGAGCUGUCUCGUUAUGAGGAUUUAAAUAUACUUGUGAUCUGAACACUCUCGUAGCAUACUUAAACCCACCCUGGCAAAAGCAUAUUGGAACAUGUAUGAAACGCGUUUCAAAAGCACUUCCCGGAAUUGAGGACAAGGUAUUGCCAUUUGAUUUUCAGUGUACAUGCAGAUGCUUCAGACCCUGCAUUAGCAUCGUGUCAGCGCUCCCUGUUCAGCUCUGAUAACAGUUCGGGAGCGUGUUAGCGCAACUCUGGAAGACUGGAAGGCUUUGCCUUAGGGGUGACCCGCCUCCACUCGUGGCUGGGCCACGCAGUGUUGGACGACGCCCAAGCGCGCAACAGCACAGCAUUCCAGCGGGUUGCAACAGAUUUUAUGAUGGAGGCAGAUCCGGAGCACCCAGGCGGCUUCCUGGCCCCAUCUGGCGGCUUCAAGGGUCUCAUCCACAACGGGCCGUGCAUCGCAGCGGUGGCGGCGUUUGUGAUAGCGCAGGUGCUCAAGGUGUUCACCUACUGGUACAGCGAGCGCAGAUGGGACGCCACUCGCUUGAUUGGCUCCGGGGGCAUGCCCUCCUCCCACACCGGCUGCGUGGUGGCGCUCACAACUGCAAUCGGGGUGCUCAAUGGCACCAGUUCUGAGGCGUUCGCGGUUGGCCUCGUCUUCUCCCUAGUGGUGAUGUACGAUGCAUCGGGGGUGCGGCUGCAUGCGGGCAGGCAGGCGAGCGUGCUCAACAUGAUCAUCACAGAGCUGCCGCCAGACCACCCGGUGUCAGACACCCGGCCGCUCAGAGACACCCUGGGGCACACCCCCCUGCAGGUGGCUGUUGGGGCAAUGCUUGGGAUGGUUGUGGGGUACAUCGUUGGUGUCACCUACCUAUGAUCAGGGACUCAUAGUUUCUCCUGCAAGCACUUAGCAAUAUGCAGUCGUCCUUUACCUGAUAGUAAGUGCCAUUGUUCAGCACUGUUGGAAAAUGGAUCUGGCCUGGGUAGUGUACAAUCAUAGCUGCUGAUAUGGGUUGUUUUUGGAGGGUUCAGGGAAACACUGUCAGACAAUCAUAUACUUUGGCAUGAAAAUUAUUCUAGUGGCACAUGACAUUUCAUGAAGGGCACAGUGCUCCAGCCCGUGAUGUCAACAGCAGUUCAGAAUUGUCGAAAGUACCAUAAUGAUGCUGUGCAUCUCAGUGUGCUUGUAAGCUCCUUGAUGGAUUU
Molecule: messenger RNA, 1252 nt
Organism: Coccomyxa subellipsoidea C-169
Lineage: Eukaryota; Viridiplantae; Chlorophyta; Trebouxiophyceae; Coccomyxaceae
Product: DUF212-domain-containing protein
Exons: 7
Coding region: 420-923 (167 amino acids)
Source: RefSeq, a predicted model, not a curated record